GACUUAUGUAAGUUGUAAAAGGUUCGGUAGUGAAUUAGGCCCAACCAUCUCCAACAUGGGCAGGAAAUAAAAUCAAAGAAUCCCUCCAGUGCAGAAAGAAGCACUGACCCUCCGAACAGCAUGUCAUGUAGACUCUUCCCCCACUCCAUCCCCAUAACCCCGCAUAGGUUUUCUUACCAUGGCUAAUCCACCCAACCUGCACAUGCCUGGACACAAUCAGGCAAUUUUUAGCAUGGGCAAUCCACCUAACCUGCCCAUCUUUGGAGCAUGAGAGAAAAACCGCUCACCCAAAGAAACCCACACAGUCAUGGGCAGAACAUGCAAACCCCACACAAACAAUCAAAGCUGCAGUCCUGGCACUGUGAGGCAGCAGUGCUAACUACUGGGCUUACGUGCUGCCCAAAAUUGCCUAGUGAAACUUGAAAUUGAAUGAGGAGCCUUAAUAUCUUCAGGCUAAUAUGUUCCCAACUGAACUGUUUCAGCAACAACAGAUACAGGAAGAAUGAAGCUCCUUCUUUUUCCCCAGAAUCAGUAGUUCUACUCAGUCCUCUCCUGCUAACAAAUGGAAAUGAAGAUAAUCAAUUACUUUAAAAAGGUAAUUAGAUAAGCAUUUAAGGGAAAUAAACUUGCAAGGCUUUGGGGAGGGAGAAGAGAAUUAGAGCAUUGAUGCAAUAGGCAAAAUUACUUCUCUGUGCCAUAAUCAAUCUAAGACUGAUUUCUGCAACUUCUGCUCAUAAUAUAACUCUUGAGUCCAGGAAUCAUAAAUCUGCGCUGUGACCCCAGGAAGGUCCAGUCUCUGCUUCCUCAGCUAUGGUACCCAGAGAAAUCCUCCAGGGCUGCUCUGUACACAAUUUCAAAUUUCUUGGAGCUUUUCCCGUCAUGCUGAACUCAGAAACAUUUUCACAGAGACACAAUAAACAAACUUAUAUUGUACACGGUGGAAGGUCAAUGAUAGUGAGGUGUUUAUAAAUAGAAGGACUCUGUUAGCUCUUGCUAUGAUAUCUGGUUGGAAUUGAUGAUCUGGAAAUGCUUCCCAUUGAAUGUGCUGUAAAAAAGAGUGGACAGAAAACAAUUCUCCCAUCUGUCCAGGGCACAAUCCUACAUCAUGUGUGGCUGAGAAGGGCUCCUCACCAAACCUUGUCCUGUCCGACCACUUUUCUUUUUUCUUUUCUUUUUUUUUUCUUGUGAAUCCUUGGAGCUCGGUCGUGCAGAUGGCAGUAUUAAAGGUUGGCCACAAGGAACAGGUCGCGAUCAGCAACAUCAUGGCCUCAUCAAUGUCCAGAGCGGUGCCAGAGCUGGACUCUGCUGCAAGCUGCCUGACGCAGCAACGGAUCAUGGUAGUGGAUUGGAGCCCAAAAUGGGCUGGAUGGCAAUAGUGGCAGCAAAGGAUGGCUGCAGUGUUGGUCACAGUCAAGGCCAUUUGAGCGGCAGCGAGGCCUGGUGUGCCCAGUGAAGGGGAAAGCAUGCUCUCUUGGGGAAGCCCAUCUUGAACUGUCUGCAGGCCCAUGUCUGAAGGAAGGAUUGUAGUGUAUGACUUUUGAACUUUGCAGAGAAUUGGACGCAGUACUCCAGAAGAGGCCUCACCAACAUCUGAGACAAUCGCACAUGACGUACCAACUCCUGCACACAAAAGAUCUGAGCAAUGAAGGAUAUUGGAAGAGGAAGAUUUACAGUGGGGGGACUUGAAAUCAAACAUCACUUCAGGAUCUGAUGGAGUCACCCAGUUUAUCGUAACGCGAAUAUCAUUUGAUUUUGAAAAUGGAAGGGAAAAACACCAUUCGCAGCGGGGAGAAACUGUACACGUGUUGUAUGUGUGGACAAGGCUUCAGCAGAUCAUCUGCCCUGUUUCAGCAUGAAUACAGUCACACUGGGGAGAGGCCAUUCGUCUGUUCUGACUGUGGGAAAGGAUUCACGCAAACAUCCACCCUGCUGAAACCCCAGCAAGUUCACACAGAUAGCAGACUGUUUAAAUGCUCAGACUGUGGGACGUGCUACAAAAGCUCUGGCGCCCUGAAGCUGCAUCAACGUGUUCACACUGACAAGAGACCGUUCAGGUGCUCCCACUGUGGGACUGGGUUCAGGCGGUCAUUCCAACUCACUGUACACCAGCGAACGCACACUGGGGAGAGGCCAUAUACCUGCACUGAGUGUGGGAAGGGAUUUGCUCAGAAAUCCAACCUGCUUAAACACCAGCAACUUCACACAGAGGAGAGACCUUUUCAAUGCCCAGAAUGUGAGAAGUGUUUUAAAAGGUCUGGGGACCUGAUGUCACAUCAACGUGUUCAUAGUGAUGAGAAACCGUUCAAGUGCUCUCACUGUGGGGCUGGGUUCAAGUGGUCAACCCAACUCACUGCCUACCAGCGAUCUCACACAAGAGAGAGGCCGUACACCUGCACUGACUGUGGGAAGGGAUUCACUGUGAAAUCCAGCCUGCUAAAACACCAGCGAGUUCAUGAGCAUUGACAGUGACUGGCUUCCUCGUGUUCCUCCCUCUCUGCCAGAACGUCUGAAUGACCAUGAAAUAAAUCCACGUUUUAAAAUCUCUCA
Rhincodon typus (whale shark) is the source of this 2547-nucleotide messenger RNA. RefSeq names its product zinc finger protein 239-like. NCBI's taxonomy places the organism in Eukaryota, Metazoa, Chordata, Chondrichthyes, Orectolobiformes, Rhincodontidae. Gene Ontology annotation, molecular function: RNA polymerase II cis-regulatory region sequence-specific DNA binding; DNA-binding transcription factor activity. The record is from RefSeq and is a predicted model, not a curated record. The transcript is spliced from 3 exons. Gene Ontology annotation, biological process: regulation of transcription by RNA polymerase II. Bases 1759 to 2463 code for a protein of 234 amino acids.